AUGAAGUCCUUAGUGUUCCUCUGCGGCAUGUUAGCCGUCUGUGCUGGUGCAGCAGUGCGACAAAAGCGCGGCUGGAGCAGCGGCUGGAAUACCGCAUUAGACGCUCUCAACAGCGGCUGGAGCACGGGAGUGGGCACUGUCACUAACGGCUGGAGAGGAAGUGAAGACUACCACGCACCUGCUGAGAAGGUCAUUUUCGUCAAGAAAGUCGUGAACGUGCAGCGCGAGGUCACCGUACCGCAAGUGGUCCACGUACGCAAGAUCAUCACAGAACCUCGUGUCGUCACUGUCAAGAAAAUUGUCCCCGUGUCUACCGGAUACAUUCCUUCAGGUUUAUAUUCUGGUGGAUACAGUGGUAGAUAUGCUGGUGGAUAUAGCGGUGGCUUUACCGCUGGAUCCGGCGGUGGAUGGUGGUGA
Messenger RNA from Arctia plantaginis, 417 nucleotides. Lineage: Eukaryota; Metazoa; Arthropoda; Insecta; Lepidoptera; Erebidae. The record is from the annotation of a GenBank genome assembly.